Molecule: messenger RNA, 2821 nt
Organism: Anopheles coustani
Lineage: Eukaryota; Metazoa; Arthropoda; Insecta; Diptera; Culicidae
Gene: Afg3l2
Product: AFG3-like protein 2
Exons: 5
Coding region: 105-2552 (815 amino acids)
Biological process (GO): protein-containing complex assembly; mitochondrial protein processing
Cellular component (GO): m-AAA complex; membrane
Molecular function (GO): zinc ion binding; ATP-dependent peptidase activity; metalloendopeptidase activity
Source: RefSeq, a predicted model, not a curated record
UAAGAUUGUGUAAUAAAGUGUAUUAUGUUUAAGCGAACGCUACCGUUCAAUUAAGUAAUAGAAAUUGUAUGAGUGGUGUAUAGUAUAUAAAUCGUACUUUUACAAUGGCUUACCGUUUGUUAACGACGGCCAAGAAGCUCGAAUCCGUGCUGAUCGGAUUGAAUAGACCACACCGUACGGUCAGUGGAACCGACUGUGAACAGAUUAUCCGGAGCUUAAGUUACCUUGAGUCGAGAAGCAAUAAAACGUGGAACGAAUUCAUCCACCGCAUACAACUGUUCUGCGAGAAACCACCGAAAGGGUUCGAAAAGUACUACAAACCUCCCGGUGCGAGUUCCUCCAAGCAGGCAAGCAACGCCGAACAAAGCGCCGCCAGCGAUGGGAAAGCACCGGAGCAAGCACCACCGUCCAGUCAACAACCCAGUCAACCUCCACCCGGGGCGACGUCUCAGAAGAACGAUUGGAAUUUGGGCAUGUUUUCGCCACAGCCGGCUCGGGGCAAGGGCGGCUCGAGUGGGAGCGGCGGUUCCGGUCGCCCGAUCGGCGGUGGAGAAGAUGGGGAUAAGGAAAAAAUGCUGAUAUUCGGGGCUCUGGCCGGUGUGGCAUUUAUAUCGGCCAUCGCUUUCUUUGAGAUGGGCUACAAGGAAAUUGCCUGGAAAGAGUUCGUUAAUAACUACCUCGCACGUGGCAUCGUCGAUAAGCUGGAAGUAGUCAACAAGAAAUGGGUGCGAGUAAAGCUUACUCCCGGCAAUGCAUCAGAUUCUUCGGGUGUCCUAUGGUUCAACAUCGGAAGCGUGGAUUCUUUCGAAAGAAACCUGGAAAACGCACAGACCGACAUGAACAUUGAGCCUGUAAACUUUGUGCCCGUCAUCUAUCGGAGUGAACUGGAGGCAUCCAGCCUUACGGGUCUCUUACCAACGCUGCUGAUAAUCGGUUUCCUGGUGUACAUGAUGCGACGAUCGUCGGAGAUGAUGGGCGGUCGAGGAGGACGACGAGGAGGUGGCCUUUUCGGUGGAGUAAUGCAGUCGACCGCGAAGCUAAUUAAUGCUAAUGAAAUCAACGUCGGAUUCAAGGACGUUGCUGGAUGUGAAGAGGCAAAGAUCGAAAUUAUGGAGUUUGUGAAUUUCCUUAAGAACCCCCAACAGUACAUCGAUCUUGGUGCGAAAAUUCCCAAAGGUGCCAUGCUCACUGGCCCACCCGGUACCGGAAAGACGCUUCUCGCCAAGGCGACCGCCGGUGAAGCGAACGUACCGUUCAUCACCGUGUCAGGAUCGGAGUUUUUGGAAAUGUUUGUCGGUGUGGGUCCGUCGCGUGUGCGUGAUAUGUUUGCAAUGGCGCGCAAAAACGCACCCUGCAUCCUGUUCAUCGAUGAAAUCGACGCCGUCGGCCGAAAGCGUGGCGGGAAAAGCUUCGGUGGACACUCCGAGCAGGAAAACACGCUCAACCAACUGCUCGUCGAGAUGGACGGAUUCAACACGACGACAAAUGUGGUCGUGCUGGCAGCAACGAAUCGAGUGGACAUCCUAGACAAGGCACUCCUUCGCCCCGGUCGCUUCGAUCGGCAGAUCUAUGUACCCGCGCCCGAUAUUAAGGGUCGGGCAAGUAUUUUCAAAGUGCAUUUGGGCCCGCUGAAGACAGGUCUGGACAAGAUGGAUCUGGCCCGCAAGAUGGCUGCGCUGACGCCGGGUUUUACCGGUGCGGAUAUAGCCAACGUUUGCAACGAAGCGGCCCUGAUCGCAGCACGUGAUCUGAACGAAACGAUCAUCAUGAAACACUUCGAGCAGGCAAUCGAGCGUGUCAUCGCGGGUAUGGAGAAGAAAACAAACGUCCUGUCUCCGGAAGAGAAGCGUACCGUGGCGUAUCACGAGGCUGGGCAUGCCGUUUGCGGCUGGUUCCUCGAACACUCGGACCCCCUGCUGAAGGUUUCGAUUAUUCCCCGUGGCAAAGGGCUCGGUUACGCCCAGUACUUGCCGAAGGAUCAGUAUCUGCUGACUACGGAGCAGUUGUACGAUCGCAUGUGCAUGACGCUUGGUGGGCGCGUCUCGGAAGAGAUCUUUUUCGAGCGCAUUACGACGGGCGCUCAGGAUGACCUGAAGAAAAUCACCGACAGUGCGUACGCGCAAAUUACACGCUUCGGUAUGAACAAGAAGGUCGGUAACGUUAGCUUCGAUAGCUCGCAGCCGGGCGAUCCGAUGUUCACGAAGCCGUACUCGGAGCAGACGGCUCAGCUGAUCGACGAAGAAGUGCGGGCACUUAUUGACCGGGCGUACGUGCGGACAACGGAGUUGCUCAAGAAGCACAGGGCCGACGUUGAGAAGGUCGCCGAGCGUCUGCUGAAGAACGAAGUGCUCAGCCGGGACGACAUGAUCGAGCUGCUUGGUAAGCGGCCGUUCCCCGAAAAGUCCACUUACGAGGAGUUCGUGGAGGGCACGGGCUCAUUCGAGGAGGACACUACUCUACCGGAAGGCCUGACCAGUUGGAACAAGGAGAAGGUGGGUGAAAGCAAGGAGGACAGUGCAAAGCAAGACGACGACAGCAAAGCGAAAGUAUAAAUUGUUUGCUAAAUCCGUAUGCGUAUUUCUCAUCAACUCCAGAGUAGCCGGAUCACGAAAUUUACAGUGGAAUAAUGUCAAAGUGGAAAAUUUAAUAAAAUGUACGAAUAAUGAGGUAUCUGUUGCGAGAUUGUAGCUGAAAACGUUUAUAUUGUUAGUCUAUUUUGUUGCUUUUGAAGUAAUAGUGUCAUUAGAUUAAGAAUGACUCACGCAAAAAGAAAGUCGGUAACACGAACCGAAAGGCAGAUGGAAAUGAAUAAAACUUAUGA